This is a messenger RNA of Diaporthe batatas, 3717 nucleotides long. RefSeq names its product protein translocase subunit TIM44. Gene Ontology annotation, cellular component: mitochondrial inner membrane. The record is from RefSeq and is a predicted model, not a curated record. NCBI's taxonomy places the organism in Eukaryota, Fungi, Ascomycota, Sordariomycetes, Diaporthales, Diaporthaceae. The coding region runs from base 139 to 1785 and encodes 548 amino acids. The transcript has 2 exons. Gene Ontology annotation, molecular function: protein-folding chaperone binding. Gene Ontology annotation, biological process: protein import into mitochondrial matrix.
CUUGCAUCACGGCCCCAAAUUUCAAAAGUUUCCAUCCUCCCCGCCGCUCACCACCGCCCGCCCGCCCUCCUCCGUUUCUCGUCACCACCGGGACAAAGCCCCAAUAUUCUAUUUCGAGGCGGGCUUGUUUACCAUAUAAUGAGCUCAUUUCGGACCAUCUCGAGGAAUGCUCCUCCAGCUUCUUUCUCGCGAGCUUCGGCUCUAAAUGCGUCCGCGGCUCCCUACAGGAGGUCGCCAGCGGGCCGGAGGUUGUUAUCAUGCGGCCCGGCGUCGCGCAGUCACAGCAGUCAUGUCUUCUCGACAACUGCAAUUUCUUCGCAACUCCCGACCUUGAGGUCUCAAUUCUUACCCGACACCUUACGGACGGCGACGCUGUCGCCGUCGCAACUCCGAACCUUUUCCUCCUCUCCAUCCAGUCGGCAGGAUGUGAAGCCCGAGACCAAGUCGGAGACCAGCUCUCCCGGAACAAAGCCACCAAAGACGGCGGAAUCAGCGGCAGGAGAGCAGUCCCAGAAGCAAGAAGAAUCCCAACAGGAGUCCGGAGAGAAAAAGGCAGGCGAGGAAGGCGAGGAAGGCAAGAAAGAGGAAAAGAAGGAAGACGCACCCCCGCCCCCACCGCACGGCGACAAGACACCGUGGCAGGUGUUCAUGGAAACCAUGCAGAGCGAGUUUAAGGCCUCCAAGGAAUGGAACGAGUCGACAAAGCAACUCGCCCAAGGCGCAACCGACUUUGUGGAGAGCGAGAAUGUCCGGCGGGCGCGCGAGGCUUACGAGAAGACCACCGGUGCUGUCUCGACAACUGCCGGAAAGGUCUUGAAAAACACAGCUGGCGCAGUCGGCAAGGGAGCGGCAUGGACAUGGGACACCUCAGUGAUGAAGGGUGUCCGGAAAGCGGCAAACGUUACCGGCGAUGCCAUCGACAAGACGACCAAGCCAAUCCGGGACACUGAGGCUUUCAAGAGCGUCAAGAGUGUCAUUGACGAUGGCAGCAGCUCGAGAUACGGCGGCUGGGUGGAGAAGGAGGAGCGGAGGAAGCAAAGAGAGCUGCGCGAGCAGAUGGAGAACCCCAACGGACCGAGAAAGCACGAGGUUCUCGAGGAGGAUCCCAACGCCGGCACCAACGUCACUGUACACAAGGACGCGCAGUGGAAAGAGGCCUGGACCAACUUCAAAGACUCCAACAAAUUUGUCCAGGGCCUCUUUGGCAUGAAGGAUGUCUACAACGAGUCGGAGAACCCCCUAAUCCUCACUGCGCGGAGCAUAACAGACCGUGUGGCCGGUUUCUUCGCCGAAAACGAGACGGCAAUGGUCAUCAAAAAAUUCCGUUCGAUGGACCCCAACUUCCAAGUGGAGCCUUUCCUGCGCGAACUGCGCGAGUACAUCCUUCCCGAGGUUCUCGACGCCUACGUCAAGGGUGAUGUCGAGACGCUGAAACUGUGGCUGUCCGAGGCGCAGUACUCGGUGUACGAAGCCCUCACCAAGCAAUAUCUGCAGGCCGGGCUGAAGUCAGACGGACGCAUCCUCGACAUCAGGCACGUCGACAUCCUGAAAGCGAGGAUGCUGGAGCCGGGUGAGAUCCCAGUUUUCAUCAUUACCUGCAGGACGCAGGAGGUACAUGUCUACCGAAACGCAAAGUCGAAUGAAUUGGCCGCGGGCAUGGAGGACAAGGUUCAACUCGUCACCUACGCCAUCGGCGUGACAAGGACGCCGGACGACGUUAACAACCCCGAAACAAGAGGCUGGCGGUUGAUCGAGAUGCAGAAGAGUGCGAGGGAGUACAUCUGAUCUCCUGGCUUCUCUGCUCCAGUCGAACCCCCAAUACCACUCCACCAUCGACCCACCCGCCAAGUCUACUCUGUGACAGAAGCACACUCACGAGUGGCCAACAGCUCGACAACUAGCGGCUUGCGACAACUCUACCGAGCCUUGCUUCGAACGACCUCGUAGCAUUUAACUGAUUGUCUUAUUACUGUGCUUGAAAACCUGUAAAUUUAUACCAGCGAAUCGGAACCCGGACGGAGGGAUCUGGUACCCAAUGAAAGAGGCAUUACGGAAGGCGCAGGGGCACGGAAAACACCACUCUGAAGGGUCAGUCUCAUACUGAUGACGACGCCCAAUGUACAUCCAUGAUAACCAAAACAAAAACUUCACAUAGCCUAUAGAAGCUACGAGGAAUCAAGGCACGUAAUUCAUCCUUGACCGUCACAAAUUCAUCGUCCUUUGGACAGGGCAUUAAUACCAGCGAAACCACUAGUGAAUACCAAAGACAGUUAGUUGCAAGGUCAUGGGUCGACUGUCCUUCAAUUCUUUCAAAUUCUGGCAGCAACGUCUGAAGUAAUGGAGCUUGGCCAUGGCUGGCCGACCGACCACAACAGCCAAAACUCCGGAUGCUCAGUCACGCCAUAGCAGCCUAACGCUCCCAGCUCGACAGCUCGGCAAGAUGCCGCAAAGCUUUCAUCCAUCCUGCCCCCGACUUGCUGGUUCCAAGCUCAUUGAUGAGCUCUGAGACUGGUGGCCUUGAGGCCAAUCCGGCCAACUUGGCUGUCCGAGGCAAUCAUGUGAUCAUACGGACCGGUAAAGAUGUGUUGCAGUUCCAGCGGGACUGCAUUCAACCUUCAAAACCCGUCUCCCCAAGCUAGCCUCUCUGCCUCGUCAACAUUUGGAGGCAGUCCAUGGGAUUGUCCGACGGUGAGUAGUAGUUGCCCGAGGUUCCGAGGUUUAAAGGUAAGACGAUUCGGCCAAGGCGGUAGUUGGUGUAGUCCUCAUGGCAGUGCCGAGCAGAUUCAGUGACUUUUGUAUGAAGCCCACUCUAUGAUUAACAACUCAGGCAGGCGCCUUCUCCUCCAUAGAACCACUCUCCGGCGCCUCGUCCUCCUUGUUGAUCGGCUCGCCUUCCGAGUCGAGCCCCAGCGCGGCCAGCUCCCUCACGAGCUCAUUGAUCUUGAUGACCUUUGCGAUCUGCUCUGGAAGCAGCGCCUGCCCGCCCUCCUUUUUGUCCUGGAGCUCGCGGGCCUGCUUGAGCUUCUUCUUUAGAUUCCUGGCCUUCUUUUCGCGCUCCGCCUCAGGGGCCAGCGCCGUCUCGGCAGGACGCCCAUCCUCCCCCUUCACUUCCUCUGCUGCGGCGCCGUUCACCUUGUCUGCUUCCCCCUUUGGCGUGGCGUUCUCGUCAGCAGCCUUGGCCUUCUUCCGCGCCUCUCGCCGCUUGGCAUUCUUAUUCGCGGCGGCAGAGCCGGCGGCCUUGGUGUCGUCUGUGACCGCCGCUUCUGCACCGAUCACGCCCCCCUUGGCGGCACGGCUGCGGAAGCCCUCGGCCGUGCGGUUCUUGUAGACCUCGACAUCCUCUGGCGGCCGAUAGCCGGGCUUGAUCUUGAUGGCCCGGCGGGUGGAGCCGUCGGCACGGACGGAUUCGGGGAUGUGGCGCUCGCCAGAGGACUCGUCCGUGACGAUGCCUGAGUUUGUGGGUUGGGAGGGCAUGAUUGGUUUGGAACAAGAGACUGCAGAUCCGAAAAGAAUGGAAUUCGUCACGAGGGUUGGCUGGAGUCGCUGCGGGAAAGCCUCAUCUGAAUUACAUACACAGUUGAUUGUAAAAGGUAGAAGUCGCCGAAAUCUGGAAUUUCCUUGAAGAAAAUAAGAGUGAAAAUGCACUUUGCUUCGAGCCUGGAAAGGGCGAUGGCGCCCGACCUAUUGUGAUUGUGAACAAUCGGCGGGACAAAAGUG